AUGGUUUCUUCAAAUUCGUGCAAAUCCAUCAAGAAAGCAAAAAAUUUCCAUUUACGUGCAAAGGACAAUCGCAUCCUGGUUUUUGAUUACGAUAUGCUGCUGACACUUUUGCGAGUGCCACUUCGAGCAUGGAAAUCCCCAUGUCGAUCCUUCUCAAUUUUUCGUCUUGGAGCAGUGUCUGAGGGUUCGGGGUUCGCUAUCAGCCGUAUCGGCAGUGUGGCACUUUGCAGAAAUGUGUUACUAGUGAGCAAGUCAGAUGCGAGAUGGAUUCGCUCUCGUGGAAAUGACAGAGAUUUUGAACAUCAUACAAGAAGUGAACAUGAAAAGGAAUCUUCGUCCAAUGGACAGAACGAAGGCACACCAAAUCCAGAGGAAGCAAAUAAGGAUAAGCCCAAGGUGGACCCUGCUUUACUUCGAAAGCUGCGCAUUUAUGUGCUGGUUGUGGGUUGCAUGUCAUUUGUGAUGUCCUUCCUGAUUCUGUCUCAGAUGAGCCUUGGUCAAGCUCAAGCCGAAGGCCUGCUGCCCGAGCACCUAACAAGUUACGGCAUCGACAUGAAGUCCUUUGUGGACAAGUAUCUCAAGGCUGGAGAAGUGCGAAGGAUCAUCUUUUGUCCUGACUAUUCAAGGGCUGUAGCUUUCCUAUAUGAAGGUGCCAUAAUCGAUGGAAGACAGACGCGAGAUCCUGUGGUAGUCGUGGCCUAUCCAAAAGAUGCAACGCAGUUCUGGAGUGAAAUUCGUAAGGAAGAGGAAGACAUGGGUAUCGCUAUCGCCAAUGGAGUCAAGUUGGAAAUGUAUAGAGGUCUGACGACUUUCAGGACCUUAGAGCUUCUGGUUGGGAUCAUGAUAAUAGCUUGGCUUGGCACGCAAUAUGGACGUUUGCUUCGGCAGCGAUAUCUUGCCAACAAGCAGAAGAGCGGUGGCAGCUCGCCAUAAUUAUUGAAAAACGGAGGCAACGUGCCCAUAACAGAAUAUCGAUGCUGACGUAUGCUUCUUGAUUUGGUACUUUUCUAUUUCUUCGACAAAAAGCGGCAUCCGCUGAAUGUUCUGACAUACGUCUUCCCAUAUUGUUUUCCACAUGUCCUUCAACGUUUCUUUUAUCUUCAUUUUGUAAAGUCUUUCUUUUGCACUGCAUAUGUUUAUAUGUAUCUAGGUCUAGCUCGUAAUACUGGUUGCAUGUCUUGACAUCUUAUCUACUAUGAGG
Molecule: messenger RNA, 1201 nt
Organism: Cylicocyclus nassatus
Lineage: Eukaryota; Metazoa; Nematoda; Chromadorea; Rhabditida; Strongylidae
Source: the annotation of a GenBank genome assembly